Penicillium paradoxum is the source of this 2769-nucleotide messenger RNA. RefSeq lists its product as uncharacterized. Gene Ontology annotation, cellular component: SMC loading complex; chromatin. The record is from RefSeq and is a predicted model, not a curated record. Bases 1 to 2769 code for a protein of 922 amino acids. Gene Ontology annotation, molecular function: double-stranded DNA binding. The transcript is spliced from 5 exons. Gene Ontology annotation, biological process: maintenance of mitotic sister chromatid cohesion; mitotic sister chromatid cohesion. NCBI's taxonomy places the organism in Eukaryota, Fungi, Ascomycota, Eurotiomycetes, Eurotiales, Aspergillaceae.
AUGAGCUACCCACCACCUGGUCCCGGCCAAUACCCGCAUUAUUUACCCCCGCCGCAGUAUCAGCCCGGGCAAAUCCCGCCGCAGUUACUGUACAAUAAUGCCGGUCCUCCACCAUCCUCCCACAGCCACAGCAGUCACGUCCUCCUCCGCAAACUCCCCCGCAGCAAGCGCUUCAACUACCAGCGCAAGCUCUCCAACCACGGCCGCAGCCAGGACCACAGCUUCCUCAGUUACAAUCUCCUCCUCCACCUCAGGCACCCCCCACCUCCUCCUGCUCCUCCCCCGUCUCAAAUUCAAGCAGAGCUGCAACAUCAAUUUGUCAACCCAGCUCAAUUGUUUGUACAGCAACCUCUGCCUACUGCUCCGCGAUCACGAUAUACCCAGCUCUCCUCUCAGUAUGGCGAACCGCCUUUCCUCCCGACUGCUAGUCCUUCCCAGAUACCCCCGCCUAUUUUGCCAGCUCCACCGCCAGCUCUACCUAUUCAGGCUGCUCCAGCUUCAACCCCUGCCCCUCCUCCAAUUCACAUUAGUCCUAAACCAAGCACCCAAAUCAACAAAGGACAGACCAAUCUCAAAGUUCCACCAACAUAUCCUAUUAUCAAAGCCGAAACUACGCCAUACAAAGUUUCCCCCAAAGUUGAACUCCAGAAAAAGCCUUCUACUCCUAUUGCGACCCCGAAGCGACCCCAUCCAGCUCCAUCACCGGUGACACAUGCUACUCCGCAAGUUAUGAUUCCGGCUCGGUCUCCAGCUGUUCAACCAAAAAUGCAAAUCCAGACCCCGAAGAAGCAAAUUCAGCCACACCAUAUUGAGAAAAAGAGACCGCCAAUCCAACCGAGUGCCGAAAAGCCCGGGAGGCCCACGCCUGUCAAGUCUACGAAGCCUCCGGUUGACUAUCAAGUUCUACUCUUGUCCUUGGCCGAUGAAUAUCUAAAUGCUGCUCAUUCUUGUGGGACGACAACAUCUUUGGCUGCGCGUGAGACAGAUAUCGAGCAGUAUUACAAGCUGGUUGCUACCGGAUUGGGCUGCUUGGAAGCUGUCUUGAAGAAUUGGCGAUUGCAACCGCGCAAAGAAGCUCUUGUCAGACUUCGCUAUGCGCGUACAUUAUUCGAGGAAACCGAUAACGACAUCGAAGCGGAAACAGCCCUGAGUAAAGGAAACCGUAUGCUUGACUUGAAAUACAGCAUGCAACAUCUCUUGGCACGAAUGCUACACAAGAGCAACCCCAAAGCAUCCUUGAAAGCAGUCGAUGGCAUGAUUCAGGAUGUAGAAGCAUACCGCCAUGCUGCAUGGGAGUAUGCGUUUCGCUUCCUCCGGGUAUCGCUUUCGCUGUCAUCCUCAUCACAUCAAGACUCUGUACAGGCUCUACAGCAUCUUCACAAGAUUACGGCGAUGGCUAGCCGUAACGGGGACAAGGCCGUCUCCGCAAUGGCCGCUGUCAUUGAAUCACUCGCACACUUGCAGCUAGGGACGAACUCUGAUUCUAUCGAACAAGCGCAGCGUGCUGUGGCGGCCGCUCGAAGCCAUCAACUGAAUGAUGAGCUCCGCCAUAUACCUCAACUUACAACUUUGAUUCAAAUGGUCGAUAUCUGUUGCAGUCUUCUAGAGUACGAUGUCAAUCAAUCUGGGCAGAAAUUGAAGGUCAUGCAAGCUUUGAUGGAUGAAACACUAACUGAUAGCAACUGGCGUCCUGAUGGAUCUUUCUCAGUUCCUCUGAACGGUAAAUCCGCCGGGCCGUCGUCGAUUGACACGGGUGAUAUCUUGCAGGUUCAUAAUGGGACAUUGCUUUUGAGCUUUAACUGGCUUCCUCAACACGAUCUUUAUGCACUUUGUUAUUUCUUAAGCUCGAUCACGUUGAGUGCCAAGAACUCAUACGAUGGCCGGAAAGCUGAAAAAUACCUCGAGGAAGGACUUCGAAUGGUGCAAGGCAAUUUCAAAGCCCCUCAGCAAAUUUCAGAAUCUAUGGUCAACGCCAACCGUCGAGUUCAGUGGCGUCAGUCCCUCUACUGCAACUUCCUUCUUCAGCGGGUCUUCUUAGCUUGUUCUCGUACCGAUUGGGACCUUGCUAGCCAGACAUUGAAUGACCUUCGACAAGUCUUCCAAGAACUUGAGUCCAAUCUUCCGGACACCAUCGAAUGCCUGAUGGAAUAUGCUGCCGGUACCAUCGCACAGGCGACUGGUGAUCUCAAUACCGCGUUGAAAGUCUUCCAAUCGCCACUUCUGUCCCUCGAUCCAGCCACCAGCAAAACCGCUCGCAAUGACCCCUGUCGUGAUACGCGCAUCCUCGCUGGCCUGAAUACAGUCCUCAUCCUCCGCGAUCCAAGCCACUCAUCUCACUCCCUCCUCAACACCGUUCUCACAACUCUCGAGCCCUUUUGCCAAAGCAGCCCAAACAAGUAUAUACAGGCAGCCUACUACCUGGUCUGCGCAACAGUUCACUCCGAGUCAACCAUUCAAACAAAGCAAUACCUCCAGCAAGCCCUGCAGUCUGCUACUGCAAUCAGCAACAGCCAAAUCACCUGUAUGACCCUUACCUUCAUGAGCUGGAAAUAUUUCCGCGGUGUAGUCGGCGAACAAGCCGAGAAAAGUGCCCGAGCGGGCCGUGCAAUGGCCAAACGAGCCAACGACCGCCUGUGGGCGAGCGUUACCGAUGACAUGCUGGCUGAAACUCUGGAGCGGCAGGGGAAGAGCGAAGAAGCGCACAGCGUCCGCGAGGAAGGCCAGCGCUUGAUAUCGGGUCUUCCGCCUCGUGUAAGACGUUCAGCUUGA